Cuscuta epithymum is the source of this 1626-nucleotide messenger RNA. The record is from the annotation of a GenBank genome assembly. Lineage: Eukaryota; Viridiplantae; Streptophyta; Magnoliopsida; Solanales; Convolvulaceae.
CCAGUUCCACAAUGUCCUCUUCUACAACCUCUUCUCAUGCCUCCUUAAUUUUUUCUCCUAGCCACGACCAGCCUCUUCUUAUUGGUACCACAUCUGCGGCCUGCACACUUCAAAACAAGACUAUCUCUGCUCCAUCUUUUCCUUCGGCCAGUCCUCCCCAUACCCCGCAGGCACAAAGCAGCUCUGCUGCUUCUGCCUCAGAUCACAGCCCAACCUCUGCCAUCCAUCACCAGACCGCAAACUCCGGCCCCUCUUCAUCCUGCAGCUCACCCGACAGCCCCCCAGGCUCUCCACAGUCAGUCUCUUCUUCGAAUGAGCCUACUUCCACAGUCACUAAGAGUCCUUCUCCCGUUGUGAAUAUUCGUCCUAUGCAAGUCCAGAAUUUUUAAACCCAAAACAAUUUUUACCUUAAGCACAGUUGUUCACACACCUGAUCCCACAUAUUUUUCUGUUGCAAAUAAACAUCUUGAGUGGAGAGCUGCUAUGGCAGAAGAAUUUAAUGCCCUUAUCUCUAAUCAUACUUGGGAUUUAAUUCCAUUUGAUGCCAAUAAGAAUGUGGUUAGGUCUAAAUGGAUUUAUAAGACUAAAUAUCUGGCUGAUGGGUCUGUUGAUAAUUAUAAAGCUCGCUUGGUUGCACAGGGGUUUAAUCAGCAGGCAGGAUUUGGGGGAUUUGCAUUUUUUUGGGCAUUCAUGCGACUCGGACUCCUUCUGGGGUUAUUUCUUUCCCAGCAUAAGUAUAUAUUUGAUCUACUUCUUCGUUUUCACUUCCAUACGUUGAAAUCUAUCCGCUCUCCUCUUCCGAGUCGCACCAAACUCUCCUUUACUGAUGGAGAGCUUCUUGCAGAUGCCACGGAGUACAAGAGUAUGGUAGGUGCAUUACAGUAUUUAACUUUGACUAGACCAAAUAUUACUUUUGUUGUACACUUGGUUUCUCAAUUUAUGCAUGCCCUCUCUGUACUUCACAUAUGUUGGUUGUUAAGCGUAUUUUCAGGUAUCUACAGGGCACUUCCACGCAUGGACUUCUCCUCCAGGCUUCUCGUGUUCGUCCAGCUCUUAUCUCUUAUUCAGACGCCGACUGGGCUGGCUGCCCUGACACUGGUCGUUCUACCUCAGGCUAUGUUAUUUUCCUAGGGCCUAAUCUGAUUUCUUGGCGUUCCAAGAAGCAGCCUACUGUUUCCAGAUUUUCCACUGAGGCUGAAUAUCGAGCCGUUGCAUGCAUUUACUGUUCAAGAUACUAUUCAUGUUCGCUCGGUGUUAUUUGAGUUGGGCUUUCCCGUUUGUGACCCGACUUUGCUUUACUGUGACAAUGUUUCAGCAUCAUAUCUCUCAGUUAAUCCGAUUCCUCAUGCUCGCAGUAAGCAUAUUAAUAUAGACUAUCAUUUUGUUCGUGAACGAGUGGCUCAUGGAGAUCUGCGUGUGAAAUAUGUUCCUACUCAGGCUCAGCAGGCAGAUAUUUUUACUAAGUGUUUAUCUCCUCAACGGUUUGUUCUUCUUCGUGACAAUCUGCGCAUUGUUUCCCCUGCACAGCUUGAGGGGGUGCAAUAGAGUAUAUUUUAUAUUUAUUUAUUAUUAGGGACUCCUAUUGUAAUUAUGACAUUUAUUCUACUCCGUAUUAUAUAUAUAUAU